AAAUUAAACCAAAAAGACAGUGCUUUUAGCGUAAUGAACAGAUGAAAACAAGACUCGAACACGCCUCAUAUAAGAAACCAUUGCUAUGACUCUUUCUUGACUCAACCAUGGAAUAUUCCACCGAAGAAUUCGACGUUAUAGUCAUUGGCGCCGGAGUCAUGGGAAGCUCCACCGCUUAUCAAACCGCAAGGAGAGGCCAAAAAACUCUCCUCUUAGAACAAUAUGAUUUCCUCCACCACCGUGGCUCCUCCCACGGUGAGUCACGCACCAUACGGGCAACGUACCCGGAGGACUACUACACUGAUCUCGUCCUUGAGUCCUACGCUCUCUGGGAACAGGCCGAGUCUGAAAUCGGCUACAAGGUCUACUUCAAGGCCCACCAGUUUGACAUGGGCCCAUCCGAUUCCAAAAUCCUCAGGGCCGUCAUCGCCAGCUACCGCAGAAAAUCCCUCCCUCACCGGGCCUUAAACAGCCAACAAGUAGCCGAGCAAUUUUCGGGUCGGAUUCAGAUACCUGAAAACUGGGUCGGGGUUUACUCGGACAAAGGCGGGGUAAUUAAGCCAUCUAAGGCUGUUUCCAUGUUCCAAACUCUUGCUUUGAAAAACGGCGCCGUAUUGAAGGACAACUCCGAAGUUAAAGAAAUCAAGAAGAUAGGCGGAGAAAACGACGGCGUUUUGGUCACCAUCGCUAGUGGCGAGAGUUUCCGCGGAAAGAAAUGCGUGGUGACAGUAGGGGCUUGGACUAGGAAGUUAGUUAAAACGGUAUGCGGGGUUGAAUUACCGAUUCAGCCCUUGGAGACCACCGUGAGUUACUGGCGAAUCAAAGAGGGUUAUGUAUCCGAUUACGCCAUCGACAACGGUUUCCCGUCAUUCGCAGGCUACGGAGAUCCAUACAUAUGCGGAACGCCAUCGUUCGAGUACCCGGGUCUGAUUAAGGUUGGGAUCCACGGCGGGUACCCUUGCGAUCCAGAUAAAAGGCCGUGGCGACCUGGGAUGUCUCUCGGGGCCAUGAAGGAGUGGAUUCAGAAGCGGUUUUCGGGUAGGGUAGAUUCAAGCAAACCGAUUACAACCCAGUUGUGCAUGUACUCAAUGACCCCAGAUGAGGAUUUUGUGUUGGACUUCUUGGGUGGGGAGUUUGGAAAAGAUGUGGUGAUGGGUGGUGGGUUUUCGGGUCACGGGUUCAAGAUGGCACCAGCGGUGGCUAGGUUGUUGGCCGAUCUGGCGUUGACCGGGGAAACCAAGGGAAAUGGCCUCAAGUACUUUAGGAUAGGAAGGUUUGUGGAGAACCCGAAAGGUAAUGUCAAAGAAUAUUCCGAGGAGCAAAUAAAUAAUUGUGGGUGGAUAUGAUAUUCGAUAAGUGGGAGUGAUGCAGAUUAGAGUAGUGGAGUGUUUUAUUAUUAUUAUUAUUAUUAUUAUUAUUAUUAUUAUUAUUAUUAUGUAGAAUAGUAGAUAUUGUAGAGUAGUAUAGUGCAUAAAAUACAUCAAUAAUUAAAAAAACGCUAUGCGGCACCUCUUUGGUUCA
Messenger RNA from Humulus lupulus (European hop), 1521 nucleotides. Its product is annotated as probable sarcosine oxidase. NCBI's taxonomy places the organism in Eukaryota, Viridiplantae, Streptophyta, Magnoliopsida, Rosales, Cannabaceae. Gene Ontology annotation, molecular function: sarcosine oxidase activity; flavin adenine dinucleotide binding. The record is from RefSeq and is a predicted model, not a curated record. Bases 108 to 1346 code for a protein of 412 amino acids. The transcript has a single exon.